Nestor notabilis (Kea) is the source of this 707-nucleotide messenger RNA. RefSeq names its product acyl-CoA synthetase short-chain family member 3, mitochondrial-like. The transcript has 7 exons. The record is from RefSeq and is a predicted model, not a curated record. Lineage: Eukaryota; Metazoa; Chordata; Aves; Psittaciformes; Psittacidae. The annotation marks the transcript as partial.
AAUCUGGUUCUGCAAUUACUGCUUCCUGUAUUGGUUUAGGGAACUCUACGACACCUCCACCCGGACAGGCAGGAAAACCAGUGCCAGGAUACAAUGUGAUGAUUCUGGAUGAAAAUAAGGAACCAGUGAAGGCGAAGACUCUAGGAAAUAUUGUGAUAAAGUUGCCUUUGCCUCCUGGAGCAUUCUCAGGUCUUUGGGAAAAUCAAGAAACAUUCCAGAAGUUGUAUUUCAAAAAAUAUCCAGGAUAUUAUGAUACUAUGGAUGCAGGUUGUAUGGAUGAAGAUGGCUAUUUGUAUGUCCUGUCUCGAGCCGAUGAUGUGAUCAAUGUUGCCGGACACAGGAUUUCAGCAGGUGCAAUUGAAGAGUGUAUUCUCUUCCAUCAUGCUGUGGCUGACUGUGCUGUUGUGGGCCAGGAGGAUCCUUUAAAAGGACAUGUUCCUUUUGCAUUGUGUGUACUGAGAGAAGGUAUAAAGGCAGAAGAGGAAAAGAUUUUGGAAGAGAUUGUUGAACGAGUUCGAACUAACAUUGGUCCAGUAGCAGCUUUUCAGAAGGGAGUGUUUGUGAAACAGCUGCCAAAAACGCGCUCUGGCAAGAUCCCACGUUCAGCUCUUUCUGCACUUGUCAGUGGAAAGCCAUAUAAGAUAACACCGACCAUUGAAGAUGCUAGCAUGUUUAAACACAUUGAAGAAGUGCUAAAGAAAAACUAA